Molecule: messenger RNA, 3065 nt
Organism: Psammomys obesus (fat sand rat)
Lineage: Eukaryota; Metazoa; Chordata; Mammalia; Rodentia; Muridae
Gene: Cdc40
Product: cell division cycle 40
Exons: 15
Coding region: 22-1761 (579 amino acids)
Biological process (GO): mRNA splicing, via spliceosome
Cellular component (GO): catalytic step 2 spliceosome
Molecular function (GO): protein binding; mRNA binding
Source: RefSeq, a predicted model, not a curated record
CAGAGCGGAUCUGUUGCUGUCAUGUCGGCUGCGAUUGCUGCUCUAGCUGCUUCGUAUGGUUCGGGUUCGGGAUCCGAAUCAGACUCGGACAGUGAGGGCAGCCGGUGUCCGCUGCCAGCCGCGGACUCUCUCAUGCACUUGACCAAAUCGCCUUCAGCCAAGCCCUCUCUGACCGUGGCGGUGGACUCGGCUCCGGAGGUGGCAGUUAAGGAAGAUCUGGAGACUGGAGUUCACCUUGACCCUGCUGUCAAAGAAGUUCAAUAUAAUCCUACCUAUGAGACCAUGUUCGCUCCUGAGUUUGGACCAGAAAAUCCCUUUAGAACACAGCAAAUGGCUGCUCCUAGAAAUAUGCUUUCUGGAUACGCCGAGCCAGCACAUAUCAAUGACUUCAUGUUUGAACAGCAAAGAAGAACAUUUGCCACUUACGGCUAUGCACUGGACCCCUCACUGGAUAACCAUCAAGUGUCUGCUAAGUAUAUUGGCUCUGUGGAAGAGGCUGAGAAGAAUCAAGGUUUAACUGUAUUUGAAACUGGUCAGAAGAAAACAGAAAAAAGGAAAAAGUUCAAAGAAAAUGAUGCAUCUAAUAUUGAUGGUUUCUUGGGACCGUGGGCAAAAUAUGUGGAUGAAAAAGAUGUAGCGAAACCUUCAGAAGAAGAACAAAAGGAGUUGGAUGAAAUCACGGCGAAGAGGCAGAAAAAAGGCAAGCAGGAAGAAGAGAAGCCUGGGGAGGAGAAGACAAUCCUACAUGUUAAAGAAAUGUACGACUAUCAAGGCAGGUCCUACCUUCACAUACCUCAGGAUGUUGGUGUUAAUCUAAGGUCAUCUGUGCCACCUGAAAAAUGUUACCUACCAAAAAAACAAAUUCAUAUGUGGUCUGGACACACAAAGGGUGUCAGUGCAGUCAGGCUGUUUCCUCUCUCUGGACAUUUGUUGCUGUCGUGUUCCAUGGACUGUAAAAUUAAGCUAUGGGAAGUUUAUGGAGACCGGCGCUGUCUGAGAACAUUUAUUGGUCACAGUAAAGCUGUGAGAGACAUCUGCUUCAACACCGCAGGAACACAGUUCCUCAGCGCAGCCUACGACAGGUACCUUAAGCUUUGGGACACUGAGACAGGACAGUGUAUAUCAAGAUUUACCAACCGCAAAGUGCCCUACUGUGUCAAGUUCAAUCCCGACGAAGAUAAGCAGAAUCUCUUUGUGGCUGGGAUGUCUGAUAAAAAGAUCGUGCAGUGGGACAUUCGCAGUGGAGAGGUCGUUCAGGAAUAUGACCGGCAUUUGGGAGCUGUCAACACUAUUGUUUUUGUUGAUGAGAAUCGAAGAUUUGUGAGUACAUCUGAUGAUAAGAGCCUACGAGUUUGGGAAUGGGAUAUCCCUGUGGAUUUUAAGUACAUAGCGGAGCCCAGCAUGCACUCAAUGCCUGCGGUGACUUUGUCUCCCAAUGGGAAAUGGCUAGCAUGCCAGUCAAUGGAUAACCAGAUCUUAAUUUUUGGAGCACAGAACAGAUUCAGAUUAAAUAAGAAGAAAAUUUUUAAGGGCCAUAUGGUAGCAGGCUAUGCUUGCCAGGUGGACUUCUCACCGGACAUGAGCUACGUGAUUUCAGGAGACGGAAAUGGAAAGUUAAACAUUUGGGACUGGAAGACCACCAAACUCUACAGUCGCUUUAAAGCCCAUGACAAAGUGUGCAUAGGCGCAGUAUGGCAUCCCCAUGAGACAUCCAAGGUCAUCACGUGUGGUUGGGAUGGCCUCAUUAAAUUGUGGGAUUAGCGGGAUUAGUCCUUUCACUGUCUGGGAUCAUUUUUGAUCCAGUGUUAUAUUUAACUAUUUAAUUAUUAAAAUGUGUUGGAUGACAGUUUGAUGUAUAGCUAAUCUUUUUAUAUUUGGCCUUUUGCAGUCGGCCUGUUUUUGUUAAGAGCUUUGUAUAUUUGCUUCAGAUAAGUUCAUUGGCAACUUCAUUUUGUUCCUUAUAGAUGUUAUUUAUAUGAAGAAUGACAAUUGACUAUGUGACAAGUAGCUUUUGUUGGCAGGCAGUUUGCAUUUAUUCCUGUGAUGUCAUUAAGAGGAUUUUGGGGUCAAAAAAAAAUGCCUAUUGGAUAUGAGAUCCUACAGGAAGUGAUGUAACUAAUGACUAAGAAAGGUACCAGGUACUUAGCAACCCAACCAAAGUGGCAGUAGAGGGAAGGAAUUAUAUCGUGUGAUUUAUAGAGGAAGGCUGAAACCACCCAGAAGUACUGUUUCUAUGAUUUUCACUGAAUCAAGUUCUAGUCUUUUGCGAGUUCCAUUAUUUUUUAUGGCCUGUGUUGAAUAUUUUUACUUGUAAAUAGUGACCUUCAUUGGCUGCAGCAUUCCUCUAAUUAUUAAACAAUGUAAAAUUAACAAGCAGUCCUCCCCAGUUUCCUCCUUGUCUCUUCCUGGGCAGGGUGAGCAGAACGUGAGGUUUUCUCUGAAGGUUGAGACAAUGAGCAGCCAAGGCUUUGCGUUUUCCUUGUAAUCACUGUCAGUAAGGGCCUGGCCGCACUCUCAGAAACCGAGGUGUCUAGGGCUCUGCUCCCACAUCGCUACUCAUUGUAAUGAACUCCCUCUGGCCAGAGCAUGAAGGCAUAAUCCAAAAUACCACUUGAAGUCACUUUUUGUCUUUUAAGAUUACUCUGAUUUUGCUUGUGAAUACGAACAGUAAAACUUCUGAAAGUUAGAAAAAAAAAUAAAUUUCUUUCCAGAUCUUAGGUUUGAGAGGCAGGAACCAUUUUUCCCACUUUUUAAAUCACAUGUUGAACAUUGCACUGCCAAGCCAUUGCCAUUUCUAUGUCUUCCAGGAAGGGUGGCCUGUAGGAGGAAAGAUUCCAUACACAACUUCUCUGUCAUCCCUAACACUGUCUUAACAAAUGUGAAUUACUGAAAUGUGUAUGGUAAGAGAAAGACUUCAACAGCAGUAUUGCAUGUUACGAAUCAUAAUUUUGGAAUCUCAAUUUCUCUUAUUAUGCUUUUGACUGUUUCUAAACAAAGUUACUGUACAUAAAAGUUUUCUCUUUUUGAAAAGAUCCUAUUUUUGAAUAAAGUAUUCUUUUUGUAGA